CGACCUGGCUAAAAUACCACUAUCUGCCGCAGUUGACGAGGACAAGAGAUGUUUGAGAGGGUGCACACACGAUGGAUGAACAUUUUUUGACUCGCGAUGGCCUGCGCUGGGUCUUAUAAAGGGCAAAUCAACCAGCCCGCCGGAUAGUCUCACGAAAUGCUAGCACUGUUUGCACCAGCUUUGCAACACAUGGAUAGCCGUUAGAAGACCCGCAGGCAUGCGCUCCCUCCCGAUGGCGAUCAAAAGGCAAGGGUCCUCCCAGACUACGAGCGGGUACCCGCGAGCCGAAGGUCUUGACAGCCGACUACUGCACACAAGCGCGCCAACAAAUUCAUGUCCUGAGGGUUGACAGAUGGUGCAACGGCUUCUGUUUUCCCUGCCGCUCUGUUUUGUGCUCUCGUUGUCUUAUGCUUGCCCUGUUGCCGUCGGAACUCUGUCCCGUGUGUUGUACGACGGUUUUUUUUAUUUACCAUCACGACUGGGUAGCAUACCUGGCGGGCUAUCCUUGCGCUUACGCAUGCCGUGUCCGUCAUCAAAAAAGGGCGCCCCUCACUUUUUCGGUUGAAACAAUCGAGCUCCUAGCGGCUCGAGACUGUGGCUUUCUCAGGUCUGAUGAAGCUGGUGUCGUCUCUUGCCCGUCAUGCGACUUUCUGUAAUCUGUUCAGACGUACGGACGGCCCCGUGGGAAAUUGACCGCGAAGUUCGCUAUCCGUAUAGGUCAACAAUGCG
Messenger RNA from Aureobasidium pullulans EXF-150, 729 nucleotides. RefSeq lists its product as uncharacterized. The transcript has a single exon. The coding region runs from base 353 to 565 and encodes 70 amino acids. Lineage: Eukaryota; Fungi; Ascomycota; Dothideomycetes; Dothideales; Saccotheciaceae. The record is from RefSeq and is a predicted model, not a curated record.